Molecule: messenger RNA, 777 nt
Organism: Hibiscus syriacus
Lineage: Eukaryota; Viridiplantae; Streptophyta; Magnoliopsida; Malvales; Malvaceae
Exons: 7
Coding region: 53-706 (217 amino acids)
Source: RefSeq, a predicted model, not a curated record
CAAGGAGCAGAGACUGAAGGAUAGCGAGCAACGGAGACAGAGGCAGGAAGAGAUGGCAACGGCAUCAAUGCAGUCACCAAGCUUUCUCUAUAAAUACAAAAGGAAUCCCCAAUUCCACAAAAUCUGCAAACUUCCGCGCAUCGUCCUUUCACAAUCUGACGAUAAGCCCCACCACCGAAUUCCUCGAAGGGAGAUAAUAUUGAGGAGCAGCGAAUUGGCUGUUGUAGGAGCCAUCUUCAGUUUCAGUGGGAAAAAGCCAGAAUAUCUAGGAGUGCAGAAAAAUCCGCCAUCUCUCUCGCUUUGUCCUGCAACUAACAAUUGUAUAUCGACCUCCGAGAAUGUCAGUGAUACCACCCACUACGCUCCUCCAUGGAAUUACAAUGGUGGGCGUAAUAGGAAAAUGCCGGUGACACGAGAAGUGGCAAUGGAAGAGCUUCUUCAAGUGAUAAAAGCAACGAAGCCAGACAAAUAUACACCCAAAAUUGUGGAGAAGAAAGACGAUUACGUGCGCGUUGAAUAUCAAAGUCCCAUAUUAGGGUUCGUGGAUGAUGUGGAGUUCUGGUUUCCACCGGGUAGGAAUUCAACCGUGGAGUACCGGUCGGCUUCAAGGAUCGGGAGCUUUGAUUUUGACGUCAACCGGAAAAGAAUCAAGGCAUUGAGAAGGGAGUUGGAAAAGAAAGGAUGGGCUUCAGCAGAAACGUUUUAGAGUGCUUGCUUUGCUCCAAUUAUUUUUCUAAAUGUAGUAUCUAAAGAUUUAAUAAUAGAAUUUCAACAUUU